CUCAAGACGUUAGCAUCGAGGCUCGCUCCCGUUAGCUUCAGAGUGAUACUUUGCAUGUGUAAUGUAUUUAAAGAUAACUCGUUAGCUAACCUGAAAAUGGUUUCAAGUUAGUAAACAAGUAAUAAAAAACGCAUUUGUCUUAGAAAGCAGGAAAUUUGCACACAGCGGCAGCAAGUUGAAGAUGGAGCCUCUGGAUCCUGCAAGGAAUAGUGAAGGCAGUGGAUUUUCAAGGCGCCGCCUUUCCUCGAUUUUAAAAGUACCACGGAAAUCAUCCAGGUCCCUUGAUCAAGAGCAGCAGGAAAAUGUGAUUGAAUGUGCCAAAUCUGUGGAAAAGAGGAAUUCAAGACGAGUCAGUUUCGCCCCUGCCAAUGAUGUUCUUUUAUUUGCCAGGGAUGCCAAAAAUGCCUCCCCUGUCCGAAGUCCUUUGCAAGAGUUAAUAACAGCCACAGGAGCAGCAACCACACAAAAUAGGGCCCAGGUGGGAGUCACUGAUGAUGGGAGUCAUCAAAUCAUCGGUAUGGAAACCCUUUUGAAUGCUCCUCUACAUGCUUCCCAACAAAGGGAUAAGGCCACUGAGGAUGACUUUGGGGAGAAAACAGUGAUGUUUUCCUCCGAAGAUGCAGUCAUGGAUAUGACCCAAAGCCACACUAUAAACAUUGGUUCAGAAAUACCUGAAGAUAUACCCCUUGAUAAUUACGAAAUUUUACCAGCUCUUGGAGAGAAACGAUUUAUAGGUGAUAAAUCCACGACCCUAUCACUGUCCACGGGCAGGAAUGUGGGUGGAAGUGCACCAUUGUCAUGUUUGGAUCCUGCAUUUGAAAACUUCCUUGCAAGUCUCUCUAAACCAGGUGUUCAGAGCACAAAUGCUGUGAACAUCAGAUUGACUCUCCCUGCUGGACCAUCCUCUGAAGAAACAAAUGGGUCCGCGGCUCAGAUUAAAACACAAAGAGCUGAUCUGGAUAAAGAAAAUCAAGUUCCAGUGUUUGUUUCUGCUCUGAGGGAGAAGUCACUAAAUAACACCAGGAAGAUCAGAGAAUCAUCUUGUAAGAGUGCACUCUGUCCAGAAGAUGAUGUGAGCAUGGAUAUGACUGAAGUUCAGACAGGUCGUAUUCUGGGAGUCUGCGGCGAUGUUGAUGAUGAUGAUAAUCCUUUCCAGUGUCUUUUUCCUACUCAAGACAUGUACGCCCACUCACAGAUGAAGCUGCAGCAGAGCAGUAUCACCUCAGGAUUAACUGACCCAAAAGAUAAGAGGUCCUUGAUAAAACCUCCUGUACCUGUUCCUCAUCAAAGACAUAAGGUCAGCCCUGAUGCAAACAAUGAAUGCAAAGACAAAACAAUAGUGUUUGCAGCAGAUGCCGACUCUAUGGACAUGACUGGGUGUCACACAGUGAACAUCGCCUGUGGAACGUUGAUUCUUCAGCAAAAGUCAGGAGCUGAUAAAGAGAAUUGGCUGCUAAAUACCACUCAAAAUGUUAGAGAGCCCUUUAAAGGAGCUACCAUGUGUCCUGAUGGACUAAACAUGGACACCACAGGAGCUCAAACAAACCAGGUUUUGGAUGAUCCUUUUCAGUUUCUUUUCCCCUCGCAAGACAUGUACGCCCAUUGUGAAAGCCUCAAGAAAGCAGAUACUACUUUAGGACAGCGGAUAAGUGAAGCACUCAAAUCAUCUAACCAUAAAGGUAUGGAAGCCUCAUCUUUAAAGGGACUAAAAGAUCAGAACAAACCUGACACUGAGAACAGCUGCAGCGAGAAAACAGUGAGAUUUUCUGCAGAUGAUGCCUGUAUGGAUGUGACAGGAAGUCCCACUAUAAACAUCACUCAGUUACAGCUACAGUCUGACCAAAAAUUUGGCUUUUUACCCGCUAAAGAGAAAACCUUGACGUUCACUCCAUCCAGUACUAUGGAUGAGAACCAUGGCCUCACUGUAAACACUGCCAGAAAUUUAGUACCAGAUUCAUUUAAUCCUGGGAAGAAACAAGACAGUGAAACAUGUGGUCUGCCUAGGAACACAUCUUUAUCAGUGCACAAUUUGGAUCCAGGAUUCAGCCUUACAGAUUCCUCCAGCAUUAAAAAUAUGAUCACCUCUAAUGGAGAUCCAAGCUGUCCAGAAGACAUAAGCAUGGACAUGACUGAAGCUCAAACAGGCUACAUUUUGGUAGGGGAUGUGGGCACAGAUAGAGUAGAUGCUCAGACAGGCCAAGGUGCAGAUGAUUGUGUUAGGGAUCCUGUUCCCACACAAGGCAUAUACUCCCAAUGUGGCAAUCUGAGGAAAACAGACUGGCAGAGGAGUGAAGCAACUGGAUCAUCCAGCUGUAAAGAAACCUUCCCGAAGCCUUCUGGAAACACAAAGGUGCAAGCACAUCAGGUCAAGCUUGAUGUUGUAGAUGACUGCAAAGAGAAGACAGUGAGGUUUACUGCUGAUGAUGCCCUUAUGGAUGUUACACGGAGUCACACUGUGAGCAUCAUCAGUGAUUUAGAACUCCAGUCACACCCAAACGCAGGCCUUUUACCUGCUAUUGGAGAUAAAACAGUGAGGUUCAGUAUAGAUGAUGCAGCUAUAGAUGUGACACGAAGUCACACUGUAAACAUCAUCAGCGAUUUACGCCUGGAGUCGCACCAAAAUGCCGACUUCUUACAGGCUAAUGGAGAAAAAACCGUGAGGUUCAGUACAGAUGAUGCAGUAAUGGAUAUGACACAAAGUCACACUGUUAACAUUGCCACUGAUUUGAGCAUGCAAUCACACCAAAAUGUGGAUCUUUUGCUUGCUAAUGGAGAAAAAACAGUGAGGUUCACUAUGAACGACGCAGCAAUGGAAGUGACACAAAGUCACACUGUGAACAUUAUCAGUGAUUUACAGAUGCAGCCGCACCAAGAAGCAGACCCCUUACUUGCUACCAGAGAUAAAACAGUGAGGUUCAGUAUAGACGAUGCAUCAAUGGAUGUGACCCGAAGUCACACUGUGAACAUUGCCACAGAUUUAAACAUGCAGACAGAUCACAGUUUGCCUCUGAAUGGAGAAAAAACAGUGAGGUUCGGUACAGACGAUGCAGCCAUGGAUGUGACCCGAAGUCACACUGUGAACAUUGCCACAGAUUUAAACAUGCAGACAGAUCACAGUUUGCCUCUGAAUGGAGAAAAAACAGUGAGUUUCGGUACAGACGAUGCAGCCAUGGAUGUGACCCGAAGUCACACUGUGAACAUUGCUACUGAUUUUGACAUGAGGCUACAUCAAAAUGCGGACUUUCCUCCUACCUCUGAAGAGAAAACGGUGAGGAUUGCUGCAAAUGAUGGAGCCAUGGAUAUGAUGGAGUGCCUCACUGUAAAUAUUCCCAGUGUUUCAGCAUCAGACUCGGUUCUACCAGUGGAAAAAAUUCCACCCUUCCAGGAAAACCAGGAUUUUUCUAAUAAGGCCUUUGAUCUACGUGGAAAAACCUCUUCAGCACAUGAUUUAAAUCAAGAAUUUAAAAAUUUGUCACAGGCAUGUAGCCCUUGGGUUGAUAUUAAACCACAGGACAAUGAUACACCAUCCCCUCAAAAAGCUACUGACUCAAAGGACUUAAUGGUACACCCUAAAACACAGAACCCUGCCGUUAAUACUGAAAAUGAAGCUCCAGUUUUAGUUUCAUGUUUCAAAGAGCAGCCAGUAAAUACAACCAUGACGGACCGUCCAGAAAUCAGUGCAAGCAUGGAUAUGACUGAACCGCAAACAGGCUGUAUUUUGGGUCAAACGUGCACAGAUGACCCCCUUCAGUGUCUGUCUGAUCCCAAUUCAGAGCAUUUGAGACAAACUGGGAGUACGUCACAGAGAAGUGAUGAUUUAGGGUUAUCUAAUCCUGAUGACUUGGAAAAUAUUAAUGUGACAGAAUCUCUUCACUCAACCAAAAGAGAGAUAACAGAAGAACCUGGACCAAUAACUACAACUUCUCCUACAUCACAGGAUGUGGAAAUUCAUUCAGACAGUGCUGCUGACCAAGAUGUUGAUUCACAAAAGUUUAGACGAAUGAGUUUAGCUGAUCUCCAGUCAAAAGUAAGGCGUUUGAGCUGCAUGAUAAAUGCAGCUCCUAGUGCUGUUGUGAUGGAUAGCUGCACAGCACCUUUGCAUCUUUUGGAGCAGGACCUUGAGAAAUGCCCAAAGGAUAAAACCAUAUCUUUCGCUGUAGCAGAGCCAGAACCUGCAAUGGGAAUGGUAAACACUGAAGAUAAUACAGAAGCUCGAUCUCUUACAGAAGCAGAACAUCCUUGCGGCGCAAUUACUACAACUCCUUUCAGUUCAAAGACAAAACAGCUUAUGUCAAGAAUUUCAGUGGGAGGCUUUAAACCGAAACUGCCCCAAAAAUCCAAACCUGAUGAUUCAAAGAACGCUAAAUCUGCAGAAAAGCAUACAAGGACAGUCACUGUCAGUGUUGCCAAUGGGCUGAAAAACUUUAAUGAUGAUUUAAGUGAUAUUUAUGAUGAAGAGCUGGGUAGCUAUGAAGAUAUGUCAGAAACAGUAGACACUAGGAGUCCUCAGAAGUCCCCGGAGGUCAACGUGGUCAAGCCUUUAGAGGACAGUGUAUUUGAAGAAGACGUUUUUAACCCUGUUCAGGGACAAAAGAGACUUUUGCCAAAAGAUAAAACCAACAUGAAGGAUCAGAAGAGAAUGAAACCAUCCUGCGACACCGUUGAAAUGUCAUAUGUUGUAGAGUGUGACAGUAACAUGACUACAGCUCCCCUGACUGCACAGACAGCGGAUUGCUCCAGCAAUCACACAGCCAGCAUCAAAUGCAACACUGCAUCUGAGUCAACUUUUAAGCACAACCUGUUUGAAUCCCAACUCGAGGACAAUGCUACUGAUGUACAGAAGAAACUGGAAGAUGGCACCAUAACCGUGUUGGAGCUCUUCAGACUCUUCAGCAUUGACUUUGUCAUCCAUAAUCCUCGGCAGAGUGUCCUUCCUGGCAGACUUUUGUCUGACACAGAGACCACACCAAUGGAUUUAUUGAAAGACAAGCACAUCAGUCGCCCUAAACAGAUGGUCUAUGAGAUGGACGUCUUUAACCUCACAGAAAAGGUUGAAGGGCUGAAGGUGCGAAUGCGGGAUCUAGACAAACCUCUUAAUACUGUCAAUAGACGUUUGUGGGAAGAUAUGAGAUAUGCUUCGGAGAAAGAGCGGAAAUCUUUUGGUACUAAACUCAAGGAGAGAAAUAACUUCUUCAGAAAAACAAGCAAAGUUCAGUCACAUGAAAUGAAGGAGGUCCUAUACUCAAAUCUUGUGCAGGCAAAUCUGGAGGAGCAGCAGAAGUUGAGAGGAAGAAUUCAGGAAGCAGAUGAGAUGAUAAAAACUCUGGAUGACUGUAUUGGUAAAUUAGAAACAGAACUUGAUGCCAUUGAAGAAAAAGGCUUUCAAGACAAAGCAGGUCUGAAAUCACUGCAGGAAGAAAUGAAGCAAGUCACUGAGAGGACAGCUGAGGAUGAGAGACAAAUAUCUGAAUUAGAGAUGCAGAAGAAGCACAAUUCAAGUAAAGUCAAAAGGCUUCAAGCUGAGACGAGGAACCUGGAGAGUCACAUGGGCAUUCUGAACACGAUAAAUGAAUGGAAGCUCAGAGAGAUGAGGGACAACUUCAAAGUCUACACGUUCCUCCAUGAGACCAUGCAUCUGCAGCUGGUGUUUGAAAAGUCGAAUGGAAGUGAGGCUGACAGUGAGCAGAAAAUAACACACAUCACCUUUAAACUUGAACUGGAUGAUGAGAAGUCGCAGUGCCAUGCCCGCCUUGUUCACAAACUGGUCUCCCAGUACAUUGAAGGUGAAAGUUCCUGGGUGGAGAAAUACCCAACAAGCAGACAUGUGCCAAAGCUGCUCCAUGAUGUCAGCCUGGUGGUGAGUCACUGUCGUCUUCUGGGAGAAGAACUGCGUCUGCUAAAACUGUGGGGAGGGCUGCGGCUGGAUAUACUCAACAUCAGUUGCACUGACACCAAAGUGCACGUUGUCUUCAGCAGUUUGAAGAAAUGUUCUAAGUUUGAGGUGGUCUUUGCCGUCUGUCUUAUCAACCACCUGUAUGUCCUUCAAGUAGAGAGCUUUAAAAAUAUUGUCGGAAGCACAACGAUUCAACAGAUUGAAGAGACUGUGGCUUCGUUCAGUCCGGCCAAGAACCUGCUGACAAAGACCGUCAAAAGGAUUCACGAAGUGCUUCUAUGCUGAGACCAGAAAUGGGUCCAGGGUCACAUUUUGAUUCCAGCUGUUUUUUGUAAUUAAACCCGGUUGUACAGCUUAGAGGUUAAAGGACUUAAAUUCUUUUACAACUCUAAGAAUAAAUAUAGUGUACAGAGUUUAAGUCUGGCUUUUCUUCUGUUGUGUGAAAGAAGUGCUAUAUUUUUUUGUAUGUGAAACAGCUGUUAUUGCUGCAAAUUUUAAUUUUUCAACAUGAGCAAAACAUAAAAAGUUAAGUUCAAAUUAAAGAUGUUUGGAUGUUACAAAUAUUCGCAAACAUUUCGAUCUCUAAACUUCUAAAAGUAGAUGCUCUGGAAGGUUUUUCACUAACAGAUUUACUUGAGGAGUAGUGGAAUGCUUUUCAUCCAGCAUAAUUGCCUCAUCAUAGUCAUAGUUUAAAACAUUAAGCACACUUUCAUUGGUGUGGUGCAGUUUCCAGAGUGACCUCUAGAUGGUGGACAUAAACUAUCAACUGUUGCAAAUCUUUGCAGGACCUACCACAUGAAAAUAUAUUUCUCUUUAUUUUGUUCAUACUGAAAUGACAGUAAUCACAUAAUCUCUGUCAAAGCUUUUAAAAUUAUUAUUAGAGAGCAAGAACUGUAAAAUAAACAUGCUUUGCAUUAUAAGGGCUGUGGGAGUAUUUUUGUUUUUUUGCCAUAUUGUUACCUAAUUUUCU
Molecule: messenger RNA, 6863 nt
Organism: Archocentrus centrarchus (flier cichlid)
Lineage: Eukaryota; Metazoa; Chordata; Actinopteri; Cichliformes; Cichlidae
Gene: knl1
Product: kinetochore scaffold 1
Exons: 32
Coding region: 182-6178 (1998 amino acids)
Biological process (GO): attachment of spindle microtubules to kinetochore; cell division; protein localization to kinetochore
Cellular component (GO): nucleus
Source: RefSeq, a predicted model, not a curated record